UCGGGCCGGACCCUCGUAGGUGUCGGUGACUGUGGGAAGUGGGGAAAAGCUGCUGACGUCGCCCCCGCCGGCGCCCAGGCAGGGACCUCCUGCCCCUGGAAGGGAAGCUCAGGCCCUUCGCCACCCACUGAGGGCACGAGAGUGGGGCUUACUCUGUUAACUCAUGACUCCGUUGCACCAUCUUGCCUGCCCAAACCGGAGCAGAAGGAGGGUCCCCUGAGUGAACCCUUCCAUGGUGAAGAAGAGAAGCCAGGCCUGGAAACCAGGGGAGGUGACAGUGCUCAAGGUCACAGAGAGUGAAUGGCCAGCUUUGAACCUUCUAACUUCAGGAACCCCGUAAGGACCAAGACUUGGGCAGUUUAUAGAGAGCCUUGAAUGACAGGACCAAGCAGGUACAUGUUGCAAGUGGACUUCCCACUAGGGAAACAGAGGGACACAGAAAGACCCAGGCCAUCGCCUUCAGCCAUGGCUUGUGAGGCUGGGCCGAAGGCGACCGACAGCACCUUCUCGUCUGACAGACACGCUCAGAUCAUCCUGGCCCAGAUUAACGAGAUGCGGAGUGGACAGGAUUUCUGUGACGUGCAACUGCAGGUGGGAGAGGCCGAGUUCCGUGUGCAUCGGCUGGUGCUGGCUGCCAGCAGCCCCUACUUUGCGGCCCUCUUCACUGGGGGAAUGAAGGAGUCCUGCAAGGACGAGGUGCAGAUCCUGGGCAUCGAAGCAGGAAUUUUCCAGACUCUUCUGGAUUUCAUCUAUACAGGUGUGGUGAACAUAGGGGUGAACAACGUUCAGGAGCUGAUCGUGGCCGCCGACAUGCUGCAGCUGACUGAGGUGGUCGACCUGUGCUGUGAGUUCCUGAAGGGCCAGGUGGAGCCUUCCAACUGCAUCGGCAUCUUCCAGUUCUCGGAGCAGAUCGCCUGCCACGACCUCCGGGAGUUCACGGAGAACUACAUCCACGUGCACUUCUUGGAGGUGAGCGGCGGGGAAGAGUUUUUGGCUCUGACCAAGGAUCAGCUGAUUAAGAUUUUGCGAAGCGAGGAGCUGAGCAUUGAAGAUGAGUACCAGGUAUUCUUGGCCGCCAUGCAGUGGCUUCUGAAGGAUCUGGGCAGGAGGAAGAAGCAUGUGGUGGAAGUACUGGAGCCCGUCCGAUUCCCCCUGCUGCCUUCCCAAAGGCUAGUCAAGUACAUAGAAGGCGUCCCUGACUUCAGCCUCCGAGUGGCCCUGCAGACGCUGUUGAAAGAGUACUGCGAGAUGGGCAAGGCCCCCAAGGAGAACAGGUUCUGUAGUUUUCUGCAGACCUCCAAGGUGCGGCCUCGGAAGAAAGCGAGGAAGUACCUGUAUGCCGUCGGUGGAUACACUCGCUUGCAGGGGGGCCGAUGGAGUGACAGCAGAGCCCUCAGCUGUGUGGAACGCUUUGACACCUUCAGCCAGUACUGGACCACAGUGUCUUCCCUCCACCAGGCCCGCAGUGGCCUGGGAGUAGCGGUAGUUGGAGGGAUGAUCUACGCCAUUGGAGGAGAAAAGGAUUCAAUGAUCUUUGACUGCACGGAGCGCUAUGACCCAGUCACAAAACAGUGGACGACUGUGGCUUCCAUGAACCAGCCCCGCUGUGGCCUGGGAGUGUGCGUGUCUUACGGGGCUAUCUAUGCUCUGGGGGGAUGGGUUGGAGCUGAGAUAGGAAAUUCCAUCGAACGAUUUGAUCCUGAGGAAAAUACCUGGGAAAUCGUGGGCAGCAUGGACGUGCCUCGCUACUACUUUGGCUGUUGUGAGAUCCAAGGCUUGAUCUAUGUGGUUGGCGGUAUCAGCACCGAGGGCAUGGAGCUCUCCUCAGUCGAAGUCUAUAACCCAGUCUCCAAGAGCUGGUCUACGCUCCCUGCCAUGGGCACUAGGAGAGCUUACUUGGGCGUGGCUGCCCUCAACGACUGCAUCUACUCGAUCGGAGGGUGGAACGAGACCGAGGAUAUGCUGCCCACUGUGGAAAAGUACUCCUUUGAGGAGGAGAGGUGGGUUGAAGUUGCAUCUAUGAAAGUGCCCCGAGCUGGUGUGUGUGUGGUGGCCAUAAAUGGACUUCUCUAUGUUUCCGGAGGCCGGUCUCCCAGCCACGAUUUCUCCGCCCCAGUCACCUUGGACUCGGUGGAAGUGUACAACCCUCACUCCGACACAUGGACUGAAAUUGGUAACAUGAUCACCAGUCGGUGUGAAGGGGGCGUGGCAGUGCUGUGACAGGUAGCAGGACAACCUGGGGUCGUGGAAGAGGAUGCUGGGGCCUGGGGCAGGACUGGAGGGAGAGGAAGGCCCGACAUCUGAGUGCAGAGAGGGCUGAGAAGCAGGCUGGAGCACUGCUGUUGAGGGUGUUAGGGGCCUGGUGUGGCUCCUGCAAAGCCCACCCUCACAGAGGUCCUUGUCAGCCAUUCCCACUGUCCUUAUGGGUCCUGCCUCAGGCUUUUUCUCUGCAGUCUAAGAACCCCUUCACACAAUUCUGUUCCCCUGCAAUGAAAGCUAUACCUGCCCCAACUUGGAAAAUUAGGAGAAAAACUGCUUGGCCCUUAAUGCCAGAUAGUGGCUUUCGCUGGCACCAGAUUUAUGGGGAGAGGCUGGUGGGAAAUGGAGACAAUCCUGUCAAGGAGCUCCUAGCAAACUUUUAGUCUGCUGGUUUUUGCUUGGCACCCAUAUUUAAAGAUUCCACGCCAGCCUUCUGAAAUGGAUGCCCUGGGCAGCUGCCCCAGCCGUAAACUGCCAGAGGAGUGUUCACCCACAGAUCAUGCCCGCUUAGCUUUUAGGGAAGGCUGAAACCUCAGGCCUCCAUCCUGCUCUUCCUUCAGCUGUUCCUGAAAGCUUCCACUCUGCUUGCCCAUCAUUCUGGGAAGCUCCCUUAAAAGCACUGCCUCUGAAGGGCUGCCCAGCUUCCUCACGGCCCCAUCCUCUCAUACAUUCACCCUUUGGCCAAGGGUGGAAUCAUGGGAUGGAAGGCUCAGGCUGAGAUUGCUGCUUUGCACCUGCCUUGCCUUUGCCAGCUUCGCCUCCCCUAUUCUCCAGGGCCCAGUACACACUGGAUCCCCUAGGGAUGAAUAGAGCACUUUUGCAGCUUUUUUCAUUUCCUACUGUGGCAUAUUAGGACCCAAAAGCUUCCUUAGUAAACCUUGGCAGAGACACUUUUGGGGUAGAAAUGCCAGUAGAUCACUGCUUCCUCCUCUGGAGAUUGUGACAUUGAUUGAUUGAAGGCACCUGCCUAAUAGGGUUGUUGUGAGCAUCCAGUACGCAUCCAUCUGUGUGUAAAAGCAUUGCAAACUCCAGCUCUUCUUUGCUUCUAAAUAAACACUGGAAAGGCUUGCUUGCAGCGGUAGUUCUGUCUUUUGUGGGCGGGGGUCAGAAGUCAAGGCCUGCGCUCCCUCAGCAUACCACUCAGCACGGGAAAAGUCCUAGUCAUCUGGAGGCUGGCCCUGAAGUCCCCAUAAGAGGUUGUUAACCCUGAGGUUUGGCAGGCUAGGUUUUUCAAGGUGGCACCUAGUGCCUGUUCCAGCCCUCCUCCCUGCUCUCCUGGCCCCAGCCAGUUUUUGCCUUCGUUCUUCCUUCUCAGUACACUUUGGCCUCUUGCCAUGGAGGACUGUUUUGGGAGCAGCUGGGGGGAGGGGCGGGUCAUCAGGGUUUGGCCUGACAACCUUGCCUCAAGACAAAAGUCAAGAGAAUAAGGAAGCCUUUUAAUUAAAACAAUAUAUUGAUAAA
Messenger RNA from Antechinus flavipes (yellow-footed antechinus), 3720 nucleotides. RefSeq names its product intracisternal A particle-promoted polypeptide (gene IPP). The transcript has 10 exons. Lineage: Eukaryota; Metazoa; Chordata; Mammalia; Dasyuromorphia; Dasyuridae. Gene Ontology annotation, molecular function: actin binding. The record is from RefSeq and is a predicted model, not a curated record. The coding region runs from base 376 to 2220 and encodes 614 amino acids.